CAUUUAAAUUUCAACAAUAAUAAAAUUGUUUUAACUUUUACAUAUUUAAAAUCCACACAAAAUCAACUGGAUGUUUGUAUACAGGGUUUUCUAACGAGGGAUUAGGAAGGCAAGUAAUUGAUAAUUGAGUGAAGCGAAAGAGUAUCUACCGAUCAGCCACGGCAGCCAAUCAACCAGAUAUUUAAAAUUGCUACAGACAUGAGCCUUUAUCUAUCUAAUUUAUUAGUGUUCCAACCAAUAAGUCAUUUAUCUGAAGCAAUAUUAUCUAUGACUAAGAAUAACUAAAGCUUCCUAUAUAAUUCAUAUAAUUGGAGGAAGUGGUGGCGCUUUAGUCAUUAGAAACCAUUUUUGCGAACUCACGCUGCUGACAUAUGUGCCGCUGUCAAAUUGUAUUAAGAAGUGUCACGCAAUUCGUGCAGAUUUCAUUCGCUUAAUGAAACUCUGCUUUUGCUAAAUUAAAUAUUGUGAAGUUAUACAAAUUAGCUAUAAUCUAAAAUGUCUGGAAGAGUUGCAGCUGUAUUAUUUGCUAGGAAAAGCCAUUUUGUAGCAGCUUUGCCAAAAAACUUACACAUUAACGAAAUUAUGGCCAACGGUGUGCUGCCACAUAAAUCCAUAGCCAUGUGCAGACUUUACGGCUCUGAGACUUCCGCUGAAAAAACUAAAGUAGCACAAACAGAAGCAGCCCCACCAAAUACCGGUAAAGUAGAAGCCGUGGACAAAUUAGCACAUGAGGUAGAACAUAUUACGAAAGAGCUCAAUGAACUCAAAGCGAAAAAUGAUGAUAUCCUAGAUAAGUACAAACGUGCACUUGCUGAUGGUGAAAAUUUACGUGUCCGGUUGACUAAACAAAUUGCAGAUGCAAAGGUUUUUGGUAUUCAAAGUUUUUGUAAGGAUCUGCUUGAAGUUGCUGAUACGUUAGGACAUGCUACCGCUGCCGUACCUAAAGAUGCAGUAAACGAUAAAAACCCACAUCUUAAAAGUUUAUUUGAGGGUCUCAAUAUGACGCAAGCAUCAUUAAUGCAGGUCUUUAAGAGACAUGGACUUGAACCAAUGGAUCCCAUUAAUCAGAAAUUUAACCCCAAUUUUCAUGAAGCUUUAUUCCAAAAGGUGGAUACAACUGUUGAGCCGAACACUGUUGUGGAAGUGACCAAAUUAGGUUAUAAGCUGCACGAACGUUGCAUACGACCUGCUCUUGUCGGUGUAUCAAAACAAUCAUGAAAUGGUUGUUGUUGAUCUUAGUUUAGGACUAAUAUAGAAAAUUAAAUUCCUUUGUAAAAGAGAGCAAAACUUGUAGUGUUAACUCAAAUAUGUCGCUUGUAUUAUUUCGAGAUUCUUCUUGCGACAUAAAUCGAAAAAUGUAAGAAACGCAUAUUUUGACUUGAUUUGUAUUAAAAAAAUUAAAAGUAUGUUA
Molecule: messenger RNA, 1411 nt
Organism: Teleopsis dalmanni
Lineage: Eukaryota; Metazoa; Arthropoda; Insecta; Diptera; Diopsidae
Product: grpE protein homolog, mitochondrial-like
Exons: 5
Coding region: 496-1218 (240 amino acids)
Biological process (GO): protein import into mitochondrial matrix; protein folding
Cellular component (GO): PAM complex, Tim23 associated import motor
Molecular function (GO): protein-folding chaperone binding; protein homodimerization activity; adenyl-nucleotide exchange factor activity
Source: RefSeq, a predicted model, not a curated record